AUGAUUAUGGUUCAUGUUUUCUAUCAACCAACCGAUCUCCGGGCGAUCACCGUUCGCGAUGAGUUGACGCCAAUUCUCGGCAACCUAAACACCACCGAAUGGAGCUUUGUUGGGCCACUUUAUUGGACAAUCGCUCCCACAAUCUGCGAGUAUCUUGUCUGUUUCGCUGUCAUUUGGGGUCCAUUCUUGCAAGCCUUCGGAGUACCGGUGGCCGAUUUUGCGAGAUGUGGCCCAGUAAUCAUCUCACAGUAUCCCGUUGCUGAAGCUUUUCUUGUAAUCUUCAUGUUCAAGAGU
Mesorhabditis belari is the source of this 294-nucleotide messenger RNA. Lineage: Eukaryota; Metazoa; Nematoda; Chromadorea; Rhabditida; Rhabditidae. The record is from the annotation of a GenBank genome assembly.